AUGCAUCGUCACUGUGGGUUGCCAAACCAGCAAUGUUGCUGGAUCGGGAAAGCCCAUUUCGUCGGGGAGGUGCAUUGGAAUUCGACCCCCGCUGGUUGUUUGCAGAUCAGGCUGCAUCACUAUCGCCCUUAUCAGCAGGAGGGCAAGCCUAUCCCGAUCGACCUGGUGGUAUCGGGCCCCAACCUCGGAGCGAACGCAGCAGCUCUGUUCCUCCUCUCCAGUGGCACAAUCGGCGGGGCCAUGGUGGCCGUCCUGUGUGGAAAGAGGUCUAUUGCUCUCUCCUUUGAGCCAGCUACCAAAGACAAUAUUUACAAUCGAGGGCAGAUUGCAGAUGCAUCUAGGCAUGCCGUACGUCUGAUUGAGCAUUUGUACCACAGCUGUGACGACGGCGUAGAAUUCUACUCCGUGAACAUACCGCUGCGAUCUGUUCCCAGCGGAGACAGGAAGGUCGUUUAUACUCGGAUCCGACCGAACCGUUGGCUGGCAGCCAGUCCGUUUCAAGUCCUUUCGCUGUCGGGAGAUACAACUAGACGGAGCGCGGACUCACCGCUGCUACUGCGAUGGGCGCCAGACCUAUCAGAUAGCCACGGUAGUAUGGACCGCACCUCGGAUACAGAUGAUGGCUGGGCAGUACGUUAA
Molecule: messenger RNA, 639 nt
Organism: Aspergillus aculeatinus CBS 121060
Lineage: Eukaryota; Fungi; Ascomycota; Eurotiomycetes; Eurotiales; Aspergillaceae
Product: 5'/3'-nucleotidase SurE
Exons: 2
Coding region: 1-639 (212 amino acids)
Cellular component (GO): P-body
Molecular function (GO): hydrolase activity
Source: RefSeq, a predicted model, not a curated record